Molecule: messenger RNA, 1986 nt
Organism: Ustilago hordei
Lineage: Eukaryota; Fungi; Basidiomycota; Ustilaginomycetes; Ustilaginales; Ustilaginaceae
Exons: 1
Coding region: 1-1986 (661 amino acids)
Biological process (GO): regulation of DNA-templated transcription; chromatin remodeling
Cellular component (GO): nucleus
Molecular function (GO): ATP-dependent H2AZ histone chaperone activity
Source: RefSeq, a predicted model, not a curated record
AUGUCCAGACCCUCACGUCGCUCCACCUCUCCUUCCGACCCCACCCCCUCCACAUCAUACCGCAUCGAGCGAUUCGACUCGACCUCAAUCCCAGCCUCAGACCUUAUGGUCACCUCUCGUUCAAAACGUUCCACCGCCGGCAACCGACUCAAACAACUUCUCGACCAAGAACUUGAAAGAGACGAAAUCUUCACCGAAGUCGAGAACGACAUCGACUUUGAAGCGAACGAGAACGAAGAUGGAGUUGACAUUGUCGAUUCCGAUUUCGACCGCGAUUCUGAUGAUGAUGCUCGGGCAGCAGUAGAGGAUGAGAGUGAGGGGGAGAGGGAGAUUGAAGCGCAAGAGAAAGUUGACAAGUCUAAACGUAGAGCUGCGGCUAGAGCUGCUGGUGGGAUCAUCAAGCGUCCUGCUGCAGCUGCAGCUGCAAUACGCAAACCACCAGCACCACCGGGAGCAGGGGAAGGCGGCAGGGAAGCGAAAAGAAGACGGAUAAGUUUCGCACCUGACACACGCUCCUCUUCUACCUCUUCAAGUGUGCUGGAAGUAGGCAGCAGAAGGAGAACUUCAGCUCGCUCCGCAACAGUGCAGAGCAAACUUCAAGUAGAAUCCAGGCUGGAAGAAGCGGAACAGAGACGGGCGGCGCAACCGGUGAAAGUGGUACAGAAGAAAAAGGCUAGUUUGACACAGGAUGCGUUAAUCGCAGAAGCGUUGGAGGUGGAAGAGGAGAACAGGGAAAGCUUGAGGAGGUUUUUGGAGCAAGAGGAGGAGAGGAGGGCGAAGCAGAGACAGAGGAAGGAGCGCAUUCAAGGGCCGUUUGUGAGAUGGGUUAGUGCCGCGAUGUGGGUGCGAGUCGUUCAGGAGGAGGGGAACAAGGAGGGAGAGAAUCAGGUGGAUGCAGCUUCGACUGAUCCAAAUGCUGGGCUGCAGAGGAAGGAGGCGGUGCAGGAUGGCAAGGCGGACCGGAGAGAGGAAAUGGCAUCUGGUGCCCGGCUGCAGUCUCAGCAAGGGAGCGCGGAGGUCAAGCAAGCUGUGGCUGGCGAUAGUGACGCUACGAUGCAAGAGCCUGGGAAAGAGGUAACGUCCGAACAAGCAUCAGCGUCGACAUCAGCCCCACAAAACGAAACUGCAACUGAUGCCACUUGCGCACCCCAAGCCGCGUCCACUUGCUCGCUAACACUGGACCCAGUGCUAGCAGUCCGAAAAGAAGCUGCCUCCAUCCGCUCCUCCACCGGCUGCAAACCGAUUCGGUGCAAGCCUACUUUAAACGCGCCUCAAAGGGAACUGCAAGCGCGAACACUACUCACCCUCGAACGCCGGCCUGGCGACUUUUCCUGGCUGGACGAAUAUGCUUCUAUCUUUGGCUCUCACGUUGAUUGGUCCUGCUACCCCUACGUGCCCUCUCGCAACCGUCCGGUGAAACCACGACAGAGCAUCUGUCCGAUUACUGGACUGCCAGCAAUAUACAAAGAUCCGCGAACGGGAAUUCCAUAUGCUAACGCGCUUGCGUAUAAAGUAAUAACGAGGGUCUUGGAGGGCGCGUUUGUUUGGUCUGGCGGACACUACUCCUCUCCGCGUGGAGAGGGUAGAGAGGGAGGUGGGAGGGGGAAACGCAGGGAGAAGGACGGUGGAAAAGGGGGUUUGGUGGGGAGAGGUGCUGCUCCGCCUCAGAUGGGAAUCUGGCUUGACGAUGAAGAGGAGAAAGGUCCUGGUGAGGUUUGGCUUAGUGCUAGAGAGGUCGCUUCCACUAAAAAGCCCCUACAGACCUCACGAGAACGGGAGAAAGAAAGUGUGGAGGAGACAAGAGGAAAGGAGGCGAAAGCAAAGCAAACCGAGAAAGUUACUUCAAAAGAAACCAGAAAACCAGGGUUCGACGUCAUCGUAACCAACGCAGUCGCUCCAGGUGAUGAAAAGGCACUGUUGGCAGAAGCAUUGAGCUUGCCCCCUGGUUCUACCAGGUCUGGUCGUAGAGUUGCUCGACCUGCCUAG